Fusarium odoratissimum NRRL 54006 is the source of this 4447-nucleotide messenger RNA. RefSeq lists its product as uncharacterized. Gene Ontology annotation, molecular function: DNA-binding transcription factor activity, RNA polymerase II-specific; RNA polymerase II transcription regulatory region sequence-specific DNA binding. Lineage: Eukaryota; Fungi; Ascomycota; Sordariomycetes; Hypocreales; Nectriaceae. Gene Ontology annotation, cellular component: nucleus. The record is from RefSeq and is a predicted model, not a curated record. Gene Ontology annotation, biological process: regulation of transcription by RNA polymerase II. The transcript has 2 exons. The coding region runs from base 1125 to 2522 and encodes 465 amino acids.
CUGGUAUAUGUCCUCACACCCCCCUUCAUCGGCAGAUGCUCACUCCCCCCGUCUUGUUGCUCAUGCUCCCACCUCUUUUUCCCUUCUUCAGCUUGUAUCUUGUUCCCCUCCGUCACAUCUUAUUACUACUUUCGAAUAGUUCAAGAACGGGAAUAAGCUGUGAACACAAGAAAUGAGGCGUGCAGAUAUCGUCAUUCCUACCGCCACAUUCUUUUUACGUUGCGUUGUAAGGCAAGGUUGCCUUUCAAAUCUCUAGAACUUGCCUUGUCCUGCCAUUUUGCACUCCCGGGCCCAUCUUCAGCCCUCCUCCCCCUUCUGUACCGUACCCUACCAGCUGCUAGCCCAGUUCAGACUCCCCCCUACGCUCCACCCCCGUAGGCGUACCUACAGGGGUUGUCGACAGCGCUUGCCGACGCCAGGAACAGUGAGUGUAACAGCGCCAGAGCAUCAACGUCAACGCUGGAUCUCCCAUUAACCUGAGGUGCUUGAUGCGUAAGGUGCAGAUUGAACUUAACCGCUUUGCCUCCCACCUUCCUUUUCCCAUCCGAUUCUUCAAUACCACAUCCCGCACGUUGGUUCUUCAUAUUGGAUCUGUUUUCUUCUACUUUUUUUUUCAUUCUUCUCUUCUAUCUACAACCAAUAAAUAUAUACUCCCAAAUAAACAACAGCAUUCCUCCAGUUUCAAACAGCAUCCCCGAUACGCUCUGUCAUUCGUCGACCUUUUUUUGCUCCGGCAUUGGCGGACGCGGACCCAGCUGCACCAGGUUCUGCAGAGCACCUAUUGUGUCUUGGACUGACCAGACGGAUACCCCGAAGCCAUCAUCGCCACCACACAACCACCCCGUAACACCCUAGCACCAACAACAUCGCUUGUUUAUUUCGGCCGGAUCUUCAAAGUAAAAAAAAAAAAGGAGGCCGCAAACGGGGAAGAAAAGAGGUCAUCAACAGUUUAACCGAGAAACCGUUACCUUCUCGACAACCGUCUAUUCUAUGACGGAUUAGUCUCGGGCCUAUGUCAUCCUAGCUUCAGCCUCCCUUAACUUCAGCUGCCAUUGUCUUGCCUCUGCUCCAUCUUCAGCUAGAGUCAUCCCAACUGCCAAGCUUCCCAAUUUCACAACAGCAACAUGGCCUUUCCUCCUCAAUAUAGAGAACCUGCUCCGGGUCUCCCGAGCAUUAUAGUCCCUACCUCAGGCGACCGUUUCCGAAUCCACGCGAGUCAUCACCACGAAUUGCCUUUUAGUGGGAGUCCUGCCAUGUCAAUACCCGGCAUGCCACCAAGAGACGACGUUCCUCCACCACUACCUCCUCCUCGAUAUCCCGGCUUCGAUCAACCUAGUGCUUUGGCUGAAAGUAUGAGGGAAAAACGGGAAUAUGCUCAUGGCUCUUUUGCAAGUGGUUACGGAAGCAUGAACUCAUCAUAUCAUGAAGAUCGCCCGAGCUACCAGCGAAGAAGCAACACAGGCGCCUUCGGCGACCGAGAUGAAGGUUAUGCUAGUUACUCAUCUACAGAUAGGUCCCGAGAAUCUGCUCCCAGUGGCUUUGGCCGCCUACACAACCAGUUCCAAUUCCAGUCCCCUGCCGACAUACAUGGGGAUACCCUCAAGAAGAAGCUUGACCAAACUCGUCCUUUGGAAAAGUCACCACCUCGAUCACUUCUUAGCUCAUCAGCCAACGAUCUCCUCUCACGAAGACCUUCAGCGGAAGGUCGAUUCCCUCCAGCCCUCAGUGUUCCAGUACAAGUACAGCUUCCCAUCCACUCCCGAGGCAUUCUAGGAUCUCCCGCAAGGUUGACCGACACACCAAUCCACUCCGCCAUCUCUCCACGAAGCACACCCUUUUAUCAUGGUGAUAGAUCACCAAAUGAUAGCUCAGAUAUCGAUCGUUCACCUCGAACACGAACAAAGAGGAAUAACAGCGACGAUGCCACUUCAACAAAUAGCUAUGACUUCACUGGAGCAGAGGAUAUGGAGAUGGAAGAUGGACAAUCACUCAAGCGACUACACAUUGAUGAUGCUUAUGUGCCAGGCGGUCAAAAGAGACGGGCGGCCAGUCCUAAUGAUGAGCACAUGCUUGGCAUGCCAGAUAUGUCUCGACGCCGUGACAUGAGCUCACGCGGAUCUCCUCAAGGUCGAUACACCUCGCUUCCUCGAGGUGCUACUAUGCCUUCAGUCUCAACUUCACGAUCCAACUCAUACAUCUCCAACAUGUCAAUGUCCAUGCACCCUGCUGGUCUUGCGACUGCCAAUUCGUUCGGUCGACGCUCACCUGUGGGCCCCUCUCCCGGUGGCAUCUCACCUACAUCUUGCAAUUCACCUUACACAGCUCCCGUAUCACUCAACCCAAGCCCUCGAACCUCCAUCUCUGGCCGGGGAUCAAUUCACUCUAGGACCGUUUCGGGUGCCAGCACACGUAAGAUCACUGAGGUGCAGAAGCCUGGCGGAACUAAAGUGCAAGGCUUCUUCAUGUGCGAGUGUUGCCCCAAGAAGCCCAAGAGGUUCGAGACGAUUGAGGAACUCAAGUAAGUCAGAUUUCACAAUCAGCAGCCCCACUUCAGAUGAGGCUGCGUGAGAUUAUAGGACUCGUCGUUUAUGUUUCAAUGCUAACCAACAACUAGCGCUCACGAGGCUGAAAAGCAAUACGAGUGUUCGUUCUGCGGCAAUCGUUUCAAGAACAAGAACGAGGCAGAGCGCCACCAGAACUCACUCCACGUGCGCCGUCAUUCAUGGUCAUGCUCAGCUCUCUCCGGAUACGAUAGGGCUUUCCACGAUUCUACUAACAGACCUGGCGAAGCUGACACCUGCGGGUACUGCGGCGAUGAAUUCCCACGAUCUGGACGUGGCCCUGGUACAGGUGCCUUGAGUGGUGGUAAUGCGCCUUGGCACGCCACGGACCAGGACUGGGAUGAGCGUAUCAGGCACCUGCAGGAAGUGCACAAGUUCCGAGAGUGCAACUCGUCCAAAAAGUUCUUCAGAGCGGAUCACUUCAGACAGCAUCUCAAGCACAGCCACGCGGGCACCAGUGGAAAGUGGACCAACAUGCUGGAGAAUGCCUGUAUGUUGGAAGAAGACCCAACUCCCCGGUAAAUCGACACAGCACAGUACAGGUUCGGCCGCGGAUGGGCACCAGAAAGACCUACAGGUUCGGCCGCCAAAUGACGAGUCAAUGCUAAAGGGCUGGUGGGUGUUGGUGAUUCAAGAUAAGUGGAGGAUCAGUCGGAAGAGGGCGGGGUACAAAAAGGGAAUCGCCGGCGCCCAGAGAAAGGAAAAGGAUCAGUGGGUCAGAAUCCAUGGAGCUUCCAUCGGAAGAUCAGCAUUCGAAACACUGGCCAAGAAAUCGAUCAGCGUUUUGAACUCAUCGAGCCGUUGGGAUGUUUGGAAACAACAAGCCGGCGGCAAUUGUACGACGUUCCGCCCGCAACAGACCACCAGCUAUCCAAACAGUAUCUGAAAUGGCAAGGCAUACGACAGACGCGGAGAAAACUCUGUAUCGCGUGGGCGGAUUGCCGCAUGAUGCAGAUGCGGCAAGUCCAAGACGAAUCAAGGUGCCGCUCCAAUGCAGCCGUUGAUCUCUUCGGAUCAAUUGGGGUAUUCCGCGUGCACCUAACGCGCCUAGGGAUGCGGUUGUCCGCACCUAGUCAUUGGGCUGCCUCUCAGGGCUGAAGCACGAAUGUGGCAGUGCUGUCGGAAGGGAGGGACAACGGUCAAAUACUACCUUGGCAUGUUCCGUUGCAUCUACAAAUAUUGCAACAGCGUUUUAACGUUUUACCGGCGGCCCUAAGCGACAUGGAAUCUUGUCUGUGAGCGGACUCGCACUUGUGGUGGCCAAUCAACCAUUGCCUUCUGAUCCAGGGUUCAGGUGGAAGGGGAGGCCCAUUCCCCGACAAACCUGAAAUGCACAUGGCGAAAUGAGUUUGACGAUGGAUGAAAAGCAGGCGAUGGCACAAAUGAGAAGACGCAGGCCUGGGGCCAUGCGUCUGUGGAUGCGCUACUUUCUGACUGGGCUUGGGAUCCCUGCCGACAACCCAGUCACGGAUGAGCUACACGACUGCCGGAGUUUGGUAAUGGAAUGGAGAUGCAUACAAGAGGAGAUUCAUGGCAGAAAAAGCCCAGGCGUUGUCUUCAGAGGUUAGCACUUCAGCUAAUGCUCACCAACAAGCGAGCGAGGAUGUCGGCAAGUGAAAUGGGGAGGACAAAGGCUUCACUUCGUAUACAUAUUAGCUGGCACAGCUUGAUGCUGAUGUCGCAUGCAUCAUCUUAUGGGUCACGGUACAAAAAGGUUCAAUCAUGGUAACGGUCACGGUUCAUCGGCGCGGCAUUGGGACACAUGGCAUUGCUUAUUAUUUGAGAUUUCUGGUUAGGGACAUAUCAGACUCGGUCAUGUAGAUAUAAAGUAGUCUGACAAGAUAAAAAUUGCAGCUCGAAUUCUUAAUACCUCAGUUGUCUCUGCC